Molecule: messenger RNA, 2193 nt
Organism: Budorcas taxicolor (takin)
Lineage: Eukaryota; Metazoa; Chordata; Mammalia; Artiodactyla; Bovidae
Gene: MAD2L1BP
Product: MAD2L1 binding protein
Exons: 3
Coding region: 1-849 (282 amino acids)
Biological process (GO): regulation of exit from mitosis
Cellular component (GO): nucleus
Source: RefSeq, a predicted model, not a curated record
AUGGAGAACGGGGAGGAGGUCGUGAUGGCGGCCCCGGAGCCGGAAGUGCAGUCCCCGGCCGCAGUCCCUGAUUUGGAGUGGUGUGAGAAGUCGGAGGAAACCCAGGACCCCCAGAUAGAACUACUUGAGACCACCUCCACCCGGGAACCUUCCAACCCUUUGGAGCCCUUUCGUCCCAGAGACUGCAUGGUGCCAGUGGUGUUUCCUGGGCCUGUGAGCCAGGAAGGCUGCUGUCGCUUUACUUGUGAACUUCUAAAACAUAUCAUGUACCAACGCCAGCAACUACCUCUGCCCUACGAACAGCUUAAGCACUUCUACCGAAAACCUUUUCCCCAGGCAGAGGACAUGGUGAAGAAGAAACCUCGGGCCAGUGCUGAGGUGAGCAGCAGGAAAUGCCAGCAAACCCUGGCAGAACUGGAGAGUGUCCUCAGCCACCUGGAGGGACUCUUUGCCCGGACACUAGUCCCUCGAGUGCUGAUCCUCCUUGGGGGCAAUGCCCUCAGCCCCAAGGAGUUCUAUGAGCUUGACUUGUCCCGAUUAGCCCCCAACAGCAUGGACCCGAGCCUGAGCACAGCAGCUUGUUUGCGCCGCCUCUUCCGAGCCAUUUUCCUGGCCGAUGCCUUCAGUGAGCUGCAGGUCCCUCCACUCAUGGGCACCAUCGUCAUGGCACAGGGUCACCGCGACUGUGGAGAAGAUUGGUUUCGACCCAAGCUCAACUACAGAGUGCCCAGCCGGGGCCACAAGCUGACUGUGACCUUGUCCUGUGGCCGACCCACCAUCCCAGCUGCAACCUGGGAGGAUUACAUUUGGUUCCAGGCACCAGUGACACUGAAAGGCUUCCACGAAUGAAUGGGAAUGCUCAUUGUGAACACAGUGGCUAAAUUAUCUUUCCCCUGGUGGCACCACAUCACCCAUCUCCUGCUUGGACCUAGUUAAUUCCUGGUGGGAGGAAGGGUCUGUCCUUCUGGCUGCCUGCCCCCCUUAGACUUUCUGGUGGACUGAUGGUUGGCUGGGGUUGUAAUAAUCGUCAUUGAACAAGCAUCUCUUUGAAUCACAGGCUGAUUUUCCCAGAGGGUGCUGGGUCAGGUGUUUCUUUUGGGGGCUGGAAAGCAAACAUGGGCCCACAGACAGGCUCCCUCCCCUCCCCACCCACCCCCGGAGGGGGUCGGGCAGGGAGGUGACCCUUUUUAGCUUUUGCUGUGGCUUUUCAGAAUUUUUAACAGGGACAUAAUGUGGGUGUGACUCGUAGACUUAAAUAUAUUAUAAAAUGAAUGGAUUCAUAUUAAAUUUUCCUGAAACAUUUUUGGCUUGAAGAGGCUUAAGGCUAGAGUAAUCUCCCUUGGUCUCUUAGGCUUCAGCCUUCCAUGAUUUCUUUGUUUUUAAUAGUUCUUUCUCUUCAUUAUUCCUGAGCCAAUAUGGGAAGUUAAAUGACUUGGCCAAGGUUCUUUAACAGUUUGAUAGCAGAGUUGGGACUAAGAAUCCUCUUCAGCUAACUCCUAGCCCGAUGUUCUUUGCUUGCCACAUGUUGGGUUCUGUGACCCUUAGAGUAUGUGUACCCAAAGCAGAGGUCACACAGUGCGAGGGCCCUGAGAAAAAACCAAGAGAGUCUCUGCAGAGCCUGAUUGAACUAUAGGCUAAGACACCGGGUCUGCCCUGUAGAGUCACUUCCGUGAGGCCACAUGUCCCUUCUGGAAUGCGCCCUGCCAUCUCCACUGCAGUUGCAUGGUGGCUGCUGGCAGUUACUGUUGGCAGUAUUGUCCUUGUGCCAUCCCUGCCCUCCUGCCUGUGGCCAUUCCUUCUCGGCAGCAUCUGUGGGUUGGCCAUCCUGAUCCUUACUGUUAUCCUCUCCAGCUUGGUGCUGUCCUGACCACUGAGCACUGAUGCUCUUUGUCGCUGAGAACAUCUGCUUAUUUCUUGGAAGCAAGUUGAAGGCAGAAUCCUCACCCUGCUGGUGUUGGGGAUAGGUGUGUGGUGUGUGUGUGUGUGUAUGCAUACAAUAUAUGCUAUUUUGUAUAUUUUAAGAAAACAUGGAAAAUAGUUUAUAUUUUAUGGUAGGUUUUAAGCACUUUACAUACAUUAUCUAAUAACCUUACAGAGUUCAUAUUAUUGUCUCUGUCUUAGAGACGAGGCUUGGGGAGGCUGAAUAACUUGCAUAAGUGUUGAAACCUGGAUUCAGACCCAGUCCAGCUGACU